Stylophora pistillata is the source of this 3144-nucleotide messenger RNA. Its product is annotated as DDB1- and CUL4-associated factor 5. Gene Ontology annotation, cellular component: cytoplasm; Cul4-RING E3 ubiquitin ligase complex. Lineage: Eukaryota; Metazoa; Cnidaria; Anthozoa; Scleractinia; Pocilloporidae. Gene Ontology annotation, molecular function: protein binding. Gene Ontology annotation, biological process: negative regulation of fatty acid biosynthetic process. The record is from RefSeq and is a predicted model, not a curated record.
AUGUUUGCGUUCAAUAAGAGAUGGUUUGCUUCUGUGAGGUGGAAACCGUGACAUCCUUACUUUUAUCUCUGUAAAAUCCUUCGGAAGCGACUAAGCGUUACGAAAUGUCGUUUAAAAAUUAUCCUGGGCGCGGAGGCACUGUUAGUCACCUUUCAAGCUUUCCUCAAUACCAGAGCUUAGCAGAAACGUACGGCUGUUCUGCGGUACACAGGUCGUUCUUGUCAGAUUACUUUGCUCGGUGCUCUAGCCUUUAUCACCUUGAUUUAUUGGGACAUUAUGGUUGCGUAAAUGCUGUAGAAUUCUCAAAUAAUGGCGGAGAAUUCAUUGUUUCAGGUGGUGAUGAUCGUCGUGUUGUGGUAUGGAACAUCAAAAAGUGUGUAUAUGGAACUCAACCUCCUGUGUCAAUGAAAGGAGAACACAAGUCUAACAUUUUUUGUACUGUUUUUGACAACGAUAACAGGCACAUUUUUUCUGCUGGCAAUGACAAUCAAGCCCUUCGACAUGAUUUCACAACUGGUGAGACAGUUGGUAUGUACUAUCAUGAUGACCCAGUUUAUGGACUUAAUAUUCACCCAGAGGAUAACAAUGUGUUCCUUACAGCUUCUGAUGAUGGAAAAGUUAUGCUUUGGGAUAUAAGGACAUCUCCAGUUAGUGGUUCUUCAAUGUGUAUUGCUCAUCAUGAAGCAGCUUUCCAUGCUGCUGUUUUCAAUCCAGUGGAUCCUAGUUUGAUUGCAACAGCUAACUCCAAGAAGGGUGUCCAGCUUUGGGACAUCAGGGUUCCAAUAAGUUGUUUAAGGCAGUUCAGUUAUGGAGCACCUCAGAUGUGUGCCAUGGGGUUAAAAUGGAAUAAAACAGGUGACAUGAUAACUGCCCUUCGUCGCCGUCUUCCUCCAGUUCUCUAUCAUGUGACUCAGUCAUCAGCUGUGGCAGAGUUCCACCACCCUGGUUACAAUAAUGUGUGCACCAUGAAAAGCAACUGUUUUGCCGGAAGUAAAGAUCAGUUUGUUGUCUCUGGCUCAGACGACUUCAAUAUUUACAUUUGGGAAGUGCCAGAUGAUUGGGCAGAUCACAAUGAGGUGCUGACUAUUGGUAGGGCAUUCAUGGUACUUCAUGGUCACCGCUCUAUUGUUAACCAGGUUCGCUUCAACCCUGAGACACAUAUGCUCUUAUCAGCAGGGGUAGAGAAAGUGAUAAAGGUAUGGAGUCCUUUCCCAGUGCCAAGAGGGUGUAGCAAGAAGGAUGCCAGCCAUAAAAGCCGCCGUGAGCUUUAUUCUCAUAGCGAUUACCUAAGUUUUAUUCAGUUUGGUGGUCUACCUCUUAAUCAUGAUGAAUAUGAAAGCAAAUCAACAGUGGAAGACCCUCGUAUGUUAGCUUUCUUUGACUCUCUAAUACAACGUGAGAAAGAUAAUCUCCACUCUGACUCAGAGGACAGCUUGUUAGAUGAUUUCCAUCUUAGUUUUAUCCUUCAGCCGGAUAGCAGUGAAGAGAGUGAUAGCGAUACAACUGAGACCAGCAUGAGCCACUUGCUCCUCAGGGAACUUUUACAUCGUCCAAGCCCUGGAACAUUAGAGGGACACACAGCAACAAACAGCUCAGGGCAAGGUGUGCUUAGACGGCUGAGAAAACUCAGGGACACUGCUGUUAUUCGUGAUCUGCUUAAUGCAGAUAGCAGUAGUACAGACAGUGAAGAAGAAAGUCGUGUUAAGGUUGUUUUACCUGCAUUACCCAGUGAUCUCAAGAGUGAUGAAGACACUACACAAUCUACAGUUCAGUUUAAAAGACACAAACCUCACACAAAAAGACACUACAGAUCUCGAAACAGAUCAAAAAAUGUAGAUGAUACCUCUUCUUCAGAAAGUGCAAAUGAAAGUGACUAUAGUCAGCGAAAAAUACAAAACAGAACUGAUAAAGACAGUUCUCUUUUUGAAACCAGUAACAGCAGCGGCAGCAGCAAUAGUAGUAGUAGUAGCAGCAGCAACCACUCAGAGAGCGAUUCUAGAAAGUCAAAGGGAUCCAAAGAGAACACAGAAUCCAGCAGUGAUGAUGCUAAGAUUUGCAAGUUUUCACACAAAAGAAGAAAACUCCACAAGGCAAAUUCAAGUAAUUCAUCUAAUUGUUUGGAAACUCAGGAGAAUGUGUGCAAGGCAACUGAGGUCAACACCACUGGAUCUACAAAGACUCAUCGACAACUUGAUGGCAAUAAUAGUAAAGACAGUCAAAAUGCAAACAACAUAUUACAUGGAGAAGGGAUGAUGAAUAGUGAUAGAUAUGGAACUUCUCAAACAGAUUGCUGUUCAGAUUUGCAUGUGAAUAACGAAAAAGUUACCCCCCAUGAGAGCAGUUUGACAGAUCUUUCCAAUUACAACUCAUGUGGAAACAAGAAAAGUUUUUGUGAUCAGAGAGAUGAUCACGAGGAAUCAAGUAGAUAAUCCUCUUAAAUGUUAUCCUUUCAACUUUCAGGGUAUAGGUGGUAUACCUUUUCUUGUUAAAAAAAAUUGUAAGAAAUUGGAGUUUCCCGCAGAACACUCCCUGUUUGCUUGAUAUAUUUUUUAAAUUGCAAGGAGAAGCGACAUUCAUUUUGGAAAGUUAAGGUUUAACAAGAGUCUCACUGCUUGAUGCACAAGCGCCCAAAUAAACUUCAAGAAAGUUUAUAAACACAGGCAAAAUGGUCAAGCAUGAAGUCAUAUAUUCAUUCACGAGUCUCCCUUAAGACUCUAACCAGUUCUGAAGAACAUGUUAAACAAUAAUUGAGUUUUAUAACUUCAGUAAGAAGGGUUUAUAAGCUUUGUAUUUUAAGACUUGAUAGACAGAUCCUUCGUCUGCAUCACUCUCAGGCCCACCCCAAGCUAGUCAGUCCAUCCAAUGCCUCAAGUUAACUCUCUAAUCCUUACAUCAGUAUGCAUAUUCUCCAUACUGUUCUCCAGAGAUUUCUUAAGGUGCUAACUAUGAGAAUUCGUUGAACCAUCAAGACCUUUUUUUGGUUGGUGAUCAUUUCCUUUAUUCUCGUGACCUUAAUGUUUGAUUUAGGGGUGAUAUUGUAAGGAGAAAUUAGAUACUAGUCACUGUUAGGGAUCAAAGGGCUAAUGAUUGGUGAAAGUUGAAUAUAAUAUUCUUUGAAAUAAAGUGUUGAUGUGGGACAAUGAA